CGCUACGUGGUGAUAGUGUUUCGUGGUCCAUGAACAAGAGCAGAGGUUCCUUUUUCGAUCUGCAAGAAAUUGCUGCUUACGUUUUGAUUUAAUUUUGUCCCCUAGAAGGAAUAGGAUGAAAAGAUUUCUUCAAGCAAAUUCGAACAAGUUUGAGCCUGUUUGGUAUUUUUGUUAGGUCACUUUAAUAUCCGAGGGGAAAUCUGUCGAUACUUUGUGAUAGAUGAAGUUGUCGAGAGUUUCUGCCUCGAGUUCUGCAUCGAUCUUUUGGAUGCUACGACUAGGGGCACGUUCACGCGGAAAGCGUUCUUGUAGCAGACGAUAAACAUAACCCUUUUAUGUCUAAUGUUUAACUGUUAUCGGAGGCACGAAUGUAUUGAUAUAAACGUUAUCUGUCAUAGUAUGCAUAAUGGCGAAUGACAGAGAGGUGCUUAGAGAAAUUUGGGACGGGAAAAUUCCUGUCUGUUUCACGCUCGAUUCCGAGGAGAUUUGUGAAUUGCAAGGUCCCGACCCGUUUUAUCUUAUGGUACCUAGGUUAAGUUACUUUCCUCUAUGCACAGACAAGGUACGGAAGCAUUUUAUACGACACAUACAAAGCGAUAAUAAACAGGAGCUUGAAAUGUGGUUAGAAUUCAAUGGCAUCCCCUUGAAAUGGCACUAUCCUGUGGGAGUGCUGUUGGACAUUUAUUCCAAUGACAUUCAACUUCCAUGGAAUAUAGUUGUCCACUUUGAAAAAUUCCCAACGGACGUUCUGAUGCACUGUCAAAAUAAAGAGGUAGUGGAGUCUUACUUUCUCUCUUGCGUAAAGGAAGCGGAUGUACUGAAACAUAGGAGUCAAGUUAUGUCUACGAUGCAAAAGAAGGAUCACAAUCAGCUGUGGUCUGGCUUAUCCAACGAUAAAUUCGAUCAGUUUUGGUCUGUAAAUAGGAAACUUAUGGAAGCUACAAACAGCGAGGAGAGUUUCAAAUAUAUACCUUUCCGCUGUUACACCAGCGAAGACAAAUACGUACAGAAGCUGGUGAAGCCCGUGAACGAAGAAGGCCAGAGGAAAACCUUGAGGCAUCUACUAACCGAAGUUUUUCCAGACCAGGAGAACGUGACUCUAUUGACGCAUGGUAUUAUUCCAUCUCUGGAAACACCGCUUCAGUGGAUGUCAGAACACUUGAGCUACCCUGACAAUUUUCUACAUUUCGUUGUUACGUCAUAAUCCAUACCAAAUUCGCAACUAACCAACGGAUUAAUUGUGAAAAAUUCUCUGAAACGGGAGAUCGACGCUGCUUCUCCACGUGGAAAUCGCCUGGCGCUCCAAACGAGACCCACACGUCGCUCUUUCUUUUUUUUAUUCUGUACACUUUGUUGCGUAUUUUGUUUUACACGAAACCAUGAAUCGCGCGCGGAUGGUUGUUCCAACAAACAAAAACUUCCCAUCCGCUUUAUCGCUAUUUCAAUUCUAUAUACUUAUAGAGCUCUUGGCUAGAAUUAAAUUGCUUGGAUCGUGCUACGUUCAAAUUCGGCGAGUACAAAUACUUUAUCGGAUCUAACUAGUACGGAUACCAGGGUAAAAUAAGAGCUCUAAUGUAUAUAGCACUAGUAAAAAAAAUAUUCGAUCAAAUAAACUGAGCAUCUCUCGGUAGAACUAUUUAUAUAUACAUAUAUAUCUUGAGAAAUAUUUUUAUCAAUAACAAAGCCAAACGCGUAGCGAUAAAAAUAUUCGAAUCAGAGUUUUUCCAGGCACUUGAGAGAAUUGGGAACGUUUUUAAACACCGCUUCGAGGAAAGGUUUUAUCCCUCAAUCGUUGAGGAAACGAUUUUCGUGCAGCAAUGACAUUAAUAAUAUUGAUGGAAUAUUUUCUAGCAGGGAUGGCAUUCCCGAUAAAACACCGGACAACGGUGCGACACUUUAAUUUAAGCCUGACCCGAACCGGAAGUCGAUGGCCGACGGGCCACGAUCGUCGCUGAUCGAGAAAAUUGUACUACGACUAGCGAGAAUGCGCCCGGAGGGGGAAUAUAUUGUAUAAAUAUAGUUGUAUAAUUAUUUAAGCGCACGUCUAUGUAUAUAAAUAUAACCGAUCAAGACUGUAAUCGAUUAUUGAGAGAGAGCUAGAAUCGGUCGUCCAUACGAAAUAAUCAGAGAGAUGCCGAAGAACGGCGACACACGA
Megalopta genalis is the source of this 2155-nucleotide messenger RNA. RefSeq names its product autophagy protein 5 (gene Atg5). Lineage: Eukaryota; Metazoa; Arthropoda; Insecta; Hymenoptera; Halictidae. The record is from RefSeq and is a predicted model, not a curated record. Gene Ontology annotation, molecular function: Atg8-family ligase activity. Gene Ontology annotation, cellular component: autophagosome; Atg12-Atg5-Atg16 complex; mitochondria-associated endoplasmic reticulum membrane contact site. Gene Ontology annotation, biological process: protein lipidation involved in autophagosome assembly; autophagy of mitochondrion; cellular response to nitrogen starvation.